ACUCAAGUUACAAAUACCAUGAAAUUGUACUUAAGUGCAGUUCUUUAAUAAAUCUUCUCAGUUACUUUUGUGUUAUGACAUUUAUGAAUUACUAUGUUGAUAAAGUGAUGGUGACAAAAACACUGGAGCAGAAGAGUUGCACAGUGUGUCUGAGAUCAGAUGACUGGGGUACGAGAGCGAGGCAGGGACACAGAGCUGUGGUGGCGGAGGUAGAGAAGGUGGAGGCACGGAGCCAGGGUGGUGCAGGAGAUAGAGAGAGGAGAGAGGAGAGAGGAGGAUGAGUGGGAGGUGAGAAAUGCAGGCGGGCAGAGAUCCAGACAGUUAGGGACGUGCUCCAAACAGGCAGGUAGGGCAGCAGGCAGCCGGGAUGGAGUGGGAGCGAGCCGCCCAACACCCUGACCUCUGCUGAGUCAUUUUCUAAAGUGUUGCUGUGUGUGUGUGGGUGGCGGUUGUCGUGUGCAGCGGGACUCGGGACGCCCUGCGUUGUGUCGGACGGAUCUCAGAUCCAUAGAGCUCAAGGCUGAAGGACAGCUACAAGGACAGCCGGGCAGAAAAUAUGCUUAUUUCUCCAACUCUACUCGUACGGCAUGCACGGUCACACACUGUGCCUCCUCGCAGGGAGGACAAAGCCGGCUGAGAUGCUGACCUCAGGUCUUUUCUCUGACAACCCCCAAUGGAAUUUCCAGCAUCGGGUCACGACCCAUUGCAGAAGAAAACCUUCUUGCCUCCUGCAUCUGUUCGAUAAUGUGCCACCGUUUUAUUUAUUAAUUUUCGAAUGUUUCUUCUUCUCACUAUCAUCGCAGGGGGCUCUGCAGGUUUGAGCAGCAGCGUCCGACCCAGCCACCGCUCCCCCGGGCGACCCCGUGCAUCCAGCAGCGGCGGGGAGGGCAGUCCCAUCGUGAACGGGAUCAUCAUCAGCAGAAGCGGGGCCAGGGUCCGAGCUGUGAUGCCUGAUCACUGGGAGCAGGCCUUCAGUGAUCCAGGAGAGUCUCAUUACAUAGAUCGCAACCCGAAGACGAGCAGCUGGCAGAGUCCUCGAGCCUUAAGCAGGGAGACGGUCUACAAGAACGAAUGGUUCACGGAUCAGCCCGAGGAGCUCCGGGGUUUCCCCGUGCACACGCUUUUGACCAAGGGCUCCCGAGGGUUUGGUUUCAACAUCGUGGGGGGCAGCAGGCUGAGAGAGUUCCUCCAGGUCUACAGUGUGACGUCCAGCGGACCUUCAGCUCUCAAGACAGCGGACAUCCUGGUCUACAUCAAUGACGUCUGUGUGUUGGGGGUGUCUCACAAAGAGGUGGUGGAGAUGCUCAAGUCGGUGCCUGUGGGCCACAGUGUGGAUGUCGAGGUCAGAAGAGGGUACCCCAUGCUCUAUAACCCCGACGGCUGCCCCAAGCAGCCCCCGCCAAGGCUAAUGGACAGCGGGGAGCCCAUCCUGCCCCCCACCACCACCCAGCCUCACCAGCUACCUCGCCUCCCAACACCCACCCCCCAGCACUUCACCUUCAACGGAGUCCACAGCGAGAGGAGCUACAUGGAACCAGGGGUGACUCUGGAUGCGAAUGGAAACGCGAUGUCGUUCGCCAUCAGGCAGCCGCCUCCAUACCGACGCUCCAGUAUGAGCAACGCCGCCUCCUCGCCCCCCAUGCGCCCGCCUCGCUCCCUCAGGAGUUUAGCCAGGCUGCAGUCGCUGGACCAAAACCUGGCGAGCCAGAGUGACAGCGAAGUUGUUUCUGCGAUCGGCUCACACAGGGCUUCAAUGAUUCGUAACCACAACAACAACUCACUCUCAACACCCCCCCAUCCCGUACGAUACGGCACGUCCAAGUCAUCUGAGAGCGACCUGUCCACCUGCACCCUGUCAGGGUCCCGUCUGCCCCUGCCUCAGUCGCCCAGGAGGCCCGUGUCCUCGCCCUGCGGCCCCCGCGGCGCCCAGUCCCACGUCUUCAGACAGCAGACCUCCCACCUCAGGCCUCCUCCCUCCUCUGACAGCCCCUACCACCGUGGCAUCGGCGGUUUCCAUGGCAACACCAGCCCCACUGCGAGCCCCGGCAGUGUGUCCUCUCCCGGGGCGCUGAGUGUGGGCAGCGGAGGAGAGCUGGUGCCAGUGGCCUUGGCUCAGGCCGAGGGAGACAGAGGCCUCGGCUUCAGCGUGACGGCCGGCGGCCAGGGAGGCAGGAUGACGAUAGUGAAAAGAGUCUGGGACAGGAAGCAGUGCAACUCUCUGCAGCCAGGGGAUGCUAUUGUCAAAAUCAAUGGAGCUGAUAUCCAGAGUCUGAGCUUUUCACAGGUACAAACGGUUCUCCAGGAACACACCAGACAGGGAGAAGUCGUCUUACUGGUUUACAGAGGAGGCAUCUAUCACUCAGCCGUCUCCCCCGGCUCUGCUCGGAGACUCCCCCCGCCUCUCCUCCGCCCCCCUCCUCCACCUGUUGGCUCAGAUGACUCCAGUCUACUUCCAGAAACUCUGCCUUUGCCCCGCACCUCCAUGAGCACUCCUUCAUCUCCAGCCCGGACGCGUUCCUCGCUCGUUCAGAGCACCAGCUUCUUGGAGUCGAUUCCGGUGACCCUGACGAUGGAGCCCAAAGACUGGAUCAACACGGGCCUGGAGGACGAGGCGGGUGGCGUCACGGUGCCUGAUUCGGGUCUGGCGAGGCAGGGGGGUGAGCAAAUUCGACCACUGCGGGGGUUUGACGUGGAACUCAGGAGAAAGCCAGGAGAGGGCUUUGGGUUCGUCAUCGCCUCUCAGGAUGUGGAGAACGGCAAAGCUGCUUCUCUCCUCCCUCACCGGUUCGUGACGGUGCGUCGAGGCAGCCCAGCCGCCAAGAGCGGCCAGAUCCGACCCGGAGAUCGCCUGGAGGCGGUGGAGGGACGCUCCGUGGUGACGCUGCCUCAUCGGGAGCUCGCUCAGAUACUUCGCCGGGUGGGAAACUCGCUGAGGCUCACCAUCGUCCCCCGUCCAAGCACCUACUCCUCAAGCCUCUCAGAAACAAAUGAAUAUGACCCCACUCACAAAAGCAGAAAAGGUCAGAAGUCACGUCCAAAGCGGGACUCCAGAUAUUACAGCGUGGACCUGGAUCGUGGCCCCUCAGGCUUCGGCUUCAGCCUGCGGGGGGGCAGUGAGUACAACAUGGGCCUCUACGUCCUGGGACUGAUGGAGGGGGGGCCCGCCUCCCGGAGCCAGAAAAUGCAGGUGAGCGAUCAGCUUGUGGAGAUCAACGGGGACAGCACAGCGGGGAUGACGCACAGCCAGGCCGUGGAGCAGAUCCGCAGGGGAGGCCACCGCAUCCACCUGGUGCUCAAGAGAGGCAACGGCUACGUGCCCGACUAUGGCCAUGAGCGCAGAAUCGCCCCCCCCUCCCUCCUGCAUCACCCCAAGAAGCAGAGUUUGGCUGCAGUAGACUCCACUGGACAGAGGGGGCGCAGCUCCAAGCCGAAGAGGAGAAGCAGGUCUUCUGAUGGACGCGAGAAAGAAAAAGGGACUGAAAGGAGGAGGAGGAGAAGAGGGGCCUCAGAGGGAGGGGGACGCUCGGGUUUGCAAAGCCCUGUCUCCGAGUCGGGAGACAGGUCCCGGGACAGGAGGAGGAGGAGGAAAAGAGAGUCUCAGAGUUUACCCAGAGAUGCUCUCAGGAACCAUGACGAUAGUGACACGGAAAAGGGAACAGUGAGGGGGAGAAAAAAGGAGAGGGAGGGCAGGAGACGGAGGAGGAGUAGAAGCAGGGGGAGAAAAAGCAAGAGCAGGGAGAAGAAGAAAGAGGUUGAGAAGGAGGCGGAGGACGAGCAGCAAGUACCUGCUGUUGAGGAGCAGGUGGAAGUUAAGGAGGAGGAGGAGCAGGACGUACCUGCUGUUGAGGAGCAGGUGGAAGUUAAGGAGGAGGAGGAGCAGGACGUACCUGCUGUUGAGGAGCAGGUGGAAGUUAAGGAGGAUGAGGAGGAGAAAGUGGAAUUAGAGAGAAGAGCGAGUGAGGAGAAUAUUACCCUACCUAUUCCAAGUCCAAACCAAAAGCUUCCCAGACCCAAACAAAAGUGGGAGGCCGAGUAUGAGGAGAACUGGGACAUGGCAGCAGAGUACAGGGAGCUGAGGAGGCAGAAGGAGCUGGGGGCCGAGCAGGAGCAGGAGCAGGAGAGGUCAUGGGAGGACGACAGGGGUGAAACUAGAGACACGGAGAUGAGCAGGUUCGAACAGGACGACGAUGCACAGAGUGGGCGUUUAGAAAGGCCUCUACCCGGUGUUGCUGUGAUAGAUCCAGUGUCACAGAGAGAGCCCUUCUCCUUCCUCAACUCCACGCUGUCUGUGCAGCAGCUGGAGGACGAUGAGUCAGAGUACGGGGGCAGCCAAUCUGACAGCAGUGUGUCUGCUGCCAGUAUCUCGGGCCUCUCUCUGGCUGGCGGGCGCAGGGCUGUGGUGCUGCCAGGUCCGUGGCUCACACCCAGCCAGCAGAGGGCACCACAGGUCAUAGGGGGGAACAGGCACCCUGAAGGACAGACGAGGCAGAGAGGAGGAAGAGGAGGUGUCUCUUAAAGUAACACCAUGGAACUUGUUAACCUUGGAAUAGGAAGAAUGAUCCUUCAGUUCAGUGCAUGUCUGAAAGCAGCUUGAUUGAUAGUCACAGCUUAAAUUGUCAGAAUCCGACCCAGCAAGUUCAAGAGUCAUGCUGAACAGUAGUAAAAACAAUUUGAAGUCAUAUAAAAUAUGAAUAAUGCUGAACAGAGUUUGUUGUAUUUGUUACAGGGGAAGCCAGGGAUCAUGGGGAAUUUAACGUAAUUGCUCGGAGUGGCUGCAGAGGGCGCUGUGGCUCAGCUAAAGUUACCUGGUGUUGCUUUAACCUGAGACAGGAAGCAGAGCCACUGACACUGGAUCAGAUUCUGUCCAUCACACACUCGACUGGUUUUGUGCAGCUACCCUCACUACACCAACAGUUUCUCUCAGUCACUUUGAUAUCCACCGUAGUAUGAAGUCAUAUUCUUUGUGCCUUUUUACAGCCGACCUGCGGCUGGUGUCAACCGUCACUAUUACAUUUUCACAUGGUGAAGUUCUGUCUUUUCCACCGGUGACACAACCACAACCUUGUCUUUGUUUCUGAGGCGCCGCCGCCCUCGUUGUGUCGCUCUCCUCUCCUCACGUGAUAGAUAUUUCCAGGACGGAGACGUUUUCCCACACACCUUCCAUCCCCUCGCUCACCUUUCUGCUUCUCUCUGGCUACGUCAGCACAGUGUCCUCUCUCUCUUAACCCCCA
Molecule: messenger RNA, 5231 nt
Organism: Hippoglossus stenolepis (Pacific halibut)
Lineage: Eukaryota; Metazoa; Chordata; Actinopteri; Pleuronectiformes; Pleuronectidae
Gene: magixb
Product: membrane-associated guanylate kinase, WW and PDZ domain-containing protein 1
Exons: 12
Coding region: 776-4516 (1246 amino acids)
Biological process (GO): signal transduction
Cellular component (GO): cytoplasm
Molecular function (GO): protein binding
Source: RefSeq, a predicted model, not a curated record